AUCGCCUUCCUCCCUGCGUCUCCUCCGCCCUUCCUCGCCCCGGCUUCCCCUUCCCACUCGCUGGUGGCACCCCCAGAAUUCAGGAGUCUUCCCGACCGCCCUGCCCGUGCUGGGCGCCUCGGGCCUCUUCAGGGCUGCCUGCCCCCACUAGCCAGCUCCCAGGUGAAGAGACUUUCAGCCUCCAGGCGCAAGCAACAUUUCAUCAACCAGGCUGUGCGGAAUUCAGACCUUGUGCCCAAAGCCAAGGGGCGGAAAAGCCUACAGCGCUUGGAGAACACUCAGUACCUCCUGACCUUGAUGGAAGCAGAUGGAGGUCCACCAGGUCUGGAGGAUGGGGACCUGACCCUCCCUGCAGCCCCGGGCAUCUUUGCAGAGGCCUGCAACAAUGCCACCUAUGUGGAGGUCUGGAAUGACUUCAUGAACCGCUCAGGGGAGGAGCAGGAGCGCGUGCUCCGCUACCUGGAGAAUGAGGGCCAGAGCAAGCCCAGGAGGAGGGGCCCGGGCCGCGGGGAGGACCGGCGUCGAGAGGACCCAGCAUACACACCCCACGAGUGCUUCCAGCGCAUCAGCCGCAGGCUGAGAUCCGUACUGAAGCGGAGCCGCAGCCGCAUCCCCAUGGAAACACUGGAGAGCUGGGAGGAGCGGCUGUUGCGGUUCUUCUCUGUGUCCCCCCAGGCUGUGUACACGGCCAUGCUGGACAAUAGCUUUGAGAGGCUCCUGCUCCACGCCGUCUGCCAGUACAUGGACCUCAUCUCAGCCAGUGCUGACCUGGAGGGCCGGCGACAGAUGAAGGUCAGCAACCGGCACCUGGACUUCCUGCCGCCAGGGCUGCUCCUGUCUGCCUACCUGGAGCAGCAAUGAUGACAGCUCCCCGGUGCCCUGUCUGCUGCCGCGCGGGGCCCCCAACCUCUACCAUCUGCUCCCAUCUUUGAUCUUUUUAAAAUUUGUCCUUGGAAACCUGUUCUUCCCCUGGGUGGGUCCUUACCCUGGUCCCCUCCGUGCCCAGCUCUCACAGAUCAAUCCUGGCAGCUGGGACUGCCCAGACUGUCCUUGUAUAUAGCUUCCCACUCCUGGACUUGUAUUUGGGUGGGGAGACCUGACCUGGGCAUGUUUCUUUAUUCAUUGUUUAGCUUUUUUUUUUUGGGUGUAGCUCAGGUGAGGAGGGAAAAGUCUAGGGGGGUUUAAUCGCUUUUAAUGUAUUUGGCAUGAUUUGUUGUAGAUUUUUUAAAUUUCCCCUUUGAAGAGGAAAAAAAAACCAAAACCCCACAAAUAACCCCAAAACUUGCCCUGGCUGGUAAAGCAUGGGGCUUCAUGACAGCUUUUGCUUGAUCCCUCCCAAUUUUUACCUCUGAUGGGAGGGGGUGUCCUUUGGGACUCAGCCCCUUGUCCCAAAAGCAUUUUGUCUUGUGCAUGUAUGUGUAUGUAUGUGUGUGUGUGUGUGUAUGUGUGCACGCACAUGCGUGGGUCCUCUACGCAGGACAAGCUUCAUCUCAAGGGCUGGUUUUAUGCUUUUAGUUAUGCGUGUCUUGUGGUCCCCCCUCCCCCAGCCUGCUCUCCACUUGACCCUCUUCUCUCCCUCCCCUCCCCCUUCUAUUCCCUCCCUUUAUACUGGGGAUCCAGGACUUCCAGCCAGAAGCCUCUGACCUCUGUUACCCCAUCCCUUGUGCCCCCAGCCUGGCUCUGAUUGCCCUGCCAGGAGCUGUGGGGCGGGGAGGGGGGUCCUGUAUGGAGAACAGGCCUGCUUGGUGUGCUUGGGGGAUGGGAAGUGUUUUAAUAAAUUCCUGGUGCUCUGGCA
Dipodomys ordii (Ord's kangaroo rat) is the source of this 1795-nucleotide messenger RNA. It is a transcript of the gene R3hdm4, whose product is annotated as R3H domain containing 4. The annotation marks the transcript as partial. The transcript has 8 exons. The record is from RefSeq and is a predicted model, not a curated record. NCBI's taxonomy places the organism in Eukaryota, Metazoa, Chordata, Mammalia, Rodentia, Heteromyidae. Gene Ontology annotation, molecular function: nucleic acid binding.